Fusarium sp. VM40 is the source of this 3060-nucleotide messenger RNA. The record is from the annotation of a GenBank genome assembly. Lineage: Eukaryota; Fungi; Ascomycota; Sordariomycetes; Hypocreales; Nectriaceae.
AUGGUUGCCUUGUUUCCAAUCGGCUGCAUCAUCAAAUACCCCCUCAAUCUUUUCAUUCCUCAUUUCGAAGGAGAUGUUGACCUCCUCAGACGAGGCGAACAUUCUGUCAAGAUUGCUCAAGAAACGAAUGAGUCCCCCCAGCGGUUGAUUGGGCUGGGCUUGUGGACCCCAAGCGUUCAAGUUCAAGAUAACCGAGAUCCCGGGGAAAGUGAUUCGGAAAAGAGCAUAGACGAUACCGACAAAGAGGAAAUUGACAGCGAUAGCGACGAAAUAGGUAACUGUAGUGCAAGGUCCUAUACCGAUAACAAUAAGGGCGAAAACGCGAGUGACUUUGGCAAUACCCCAUACUCCUACGAAGGCGACGAAGGCGACGAAGACGACGGAGACGACGAAGACGACGAAGACGACGAAGACGACGAAGACGACGAAGACGAAGGCGACGAAGACGAAGGCAACGAAGACGAAGGCAACGAAGACGACGAAGAUAAGGACGAGGACGAGGAAUCUGUUUACCCGCCCUCUAAUUACUCCGAAGGUUCUUUCAACUUAGAACCCUCCUGGCCACUGACCCGCCACAUCACCAUUUCUCGAGAUCAAACGCAUGCCAGCUCUUUCAGAAAAGAUCUACUUGCCGCGCUCGACCGAGAAGGAGACCCGCAAGAACUAGACUUCCUCAUCGAUUCGGCGACCGAAAAAGAACAGGAAGAAGAUAAAAUUGUAGGGAAUUGCUCUUGGUUCAACGCCCUACAAGAACAGAAGAAGGUAUUCAUGUUUGUGCAUGACCGGAAUAGGAAAAUGAUGCUGGCGGCCAUUCAGGAAGAUGAAAUAGUGCACGGAUCCUCGACUGAGCUUGGUCCAGCGCAGCUUGUACCUGCUUUUGGAGUUGAACAUGAGACCGGGAACGACAAGGAACCUGCCAACCCCGAAGCAUCAAUCAACUUUGUUCAGAUCUCCCAGCUGGAGCAAGAGAUCCAAAGGUUGCGAAUGCUACAAAAUUCGCUCAAGUCUACCACCUGGCUUGUCUUACACAAGAUAGAUUGCGAAUCUACCACCUACCUUGCAAAACCCCGUUGGACCCUGAAUCAAGGGCCGCCACUCUAUCUCAAAGGGAACUCCCCGCUAGCCAACGAAAUUGAGUAUCUCAAGCAUAGGUCUGACGUUGCAUUUGUGGUAAACAGACACUAUAAGUCUGGGUUCCAGUCAAACGAUGUCAAAAAAGCGAUGGAAGAGGGAUCAACAAUGCCCGACCCGAGACCGGUCAUGGAAGAAAUUCAACCUCGUUCUAAGCAGAUGAUUGCCGCACUAGACAAAUUUGUUUCCUCCCAUCCAACAUUUAAGGAGAAGUUCCCAGACUGGAGGUCUUAUAACCCUAUCGAUUCACCCUUUCUAUUCUGGUAUUGCUACCGAUCUUCAGGUGUUCUUGAGGGCAUGGCAGAGCCUCACAAGAAGCAGAUGCUACUUCUUGCAAAGUGGAUUGAUGGAAACUACAGCGACAUACACGCUGGAGUCCAGAGUAAGUUCUCGGCGGGUUAUGUAUCCGAAUCAACAAUGCCGUUCUUCGUACAACCUGGAGAAGUAUUGCUAUCAAAGAAUGAGAAAGGCUUCCAGGGGCAUAUCGCUGAGUCGUGGCCAAACAAAGAGUCGAGCACCUUUGGUUCACCACCCGAGUAUUCCAACGAACCUCGAAGGAUUACACAACGCUGGUCUGUUAAUGUUUGGAGCUAUAAGUACGAUGGAAAGUUCUAUCGUAGCCACAGUACCCUCUACAUCAAUCUUGAGUUCGAUGAACAGAAUCCAGAUGUCAGUAUAGAAAAGCUGAGCAUCCUGCCCAUGAGAUUUGGGAACGAUGAGUUUCGUACAAAGCUCGACCGUCGCGCGCGGACUAUGUGGGCUUGCAGGAAAAGGAAUCUAAUCGCCUACAAAGAGAAUUCUGAGAGUGAUCUCGCUAAAGAGGGAGAGAGAUACAUGAUCGAUUUCAACACAUACAAACAACUACACUCAGACUCGAACAAAUUCAAGACGACGUAUCUGUCGCUAACGAGCACAGAUCGCAAAGAAAUGGAGGCAAAAAUUAUGGAAUGCGAUGAUCCGCCCCAGGGCCCUGAGCUGUUUGUCUUCCCUAGCACGAUUGUCGGCUAUAACCUUCGACAGAAGAAAUGGCAGGACCUUCAGAUCGAUCUCAUGCAGAAGGUGGACUGGAAUAAGCAAGCUUUCAGACACUUGGUCAUUGACCAAGAGAUCAAGGACAUCAUACAAGCUCUUGUCACCAGCAAGUUACAAACGGAUCAGACGACAGACCUUAUCCAGGGAAAAGGAAACGGGCUAAUCAUCCUAUUACAUGGAGGACCAGGCACAGGCAAGACCUUUACUGCCGAGAGUGUGGCAGAGCUAGCUGAGAAGCCUCUCUUUCGCGUAACUUGUGGUGAUAUUGGCACGAAGCCUGAAGAGGUCGAGAAGUAUCUUGAGUCGGUCUUACAUCUCGGUAAGAUCUGGGGUUGUGUCGUCUUACUUGAUGAGGCCGAUGUCUUCCUGGAGCAACGUACUCUUACAGAUCUUGAGCGUAAUGCUCUAGUUUCUGUGUUCCUCAGGGUCCUUGAGUACUAUGAAGGAAUCUUAAUUCUCACCUCCAACAGGGUUGGCACGUUUGACGAAGCUUUCAAAUCUCGGAUUCAACUAUCACUCCAUUAUGAGAGUUUGACGAAAUCCCAACGGCGUACCAUCUGGGAGAACUUUCUCAAUCGACUCAACAACCUUGAGAAUGAGAAUUUAUCUGUUGGUCCCAUUGAGGGACGGAAGCGCAAGUUCGAAGAGAGUAAGGAAAUCAAUUUUGAUGAGAUUGAACGCCACUUGGCGGAUCUGGCAGAGGAGCAAAUGAACGGACGACAAAUUCGCAAUGCGAUCACGACGGCGCGACAACUUGCCAGGUUCAAGAAUGAAAGCAUGACGUAUCGGCACUUAGAGCAUGUUAUUAGGAUCUCAAGGAAAUUCGAUAAGUAUUUGGAGAAAGUCAGGGAUAGUUACACUGAUGAUCAAGUGGCAAGGGAGGAUGGUCUUCGAUAA